Molecule: messenger RNA, 1401 nt
Organism: Eruca vesicaria subsp. sativa (arugula)
Lineage: Eukaryota; Viridiplantae; Streptophyta; Magnoliopsida; Brassicales; Brassicaceae
Source: the annotation of a GenBank genome assembly
UCGAGCUGGAGAGAAAAAAAAAAGUUAUCCUUUUUUUGUCAAGUCAUUCACACCCAAUUCUCUAUCCAUCCAUCCUUGUUCUGUCUUUUCUGGUAGAAAUUGUUUUGGCUUUUAAUUUUGUUUGUUGGUAUGGGGCUUUGCUGGUCUUCUCCAUCUAAACCUCCUUCAAUAACAACAACAACACCUAGCUCUACCGGAAACAUCAGUUCAGGUCCAUUUAAGUCAACAACUACCGGAACAUCAAGAAGUACCAUAUCUAAUUUUAGUGGGUUCUCUGAGGCAAGUGGUGAAGAUGCUCACCCUGAAGGUCAGAUACUUCCCAAUCCAAACUUGAGGAUAUUCAACCUUGCAGAACUUAGAGCUGCAACGAGGAAUUUCAAAUCUGAGAAUGUUCUUGGAGAAGGAGGGUUUGGGAAAGUAUUUAAAGGCUGGCUUGAAGAGAAAGGCCCUGGGAGUCACAGUACUGGUUCUGUGAUUGCUGUCAAGAAACUUAACUCUGAAAGCUUCCAAGGCUUUGAGGAGUGGCAAUGUGAGGUAAAUUUUCUUGGGAGGAUUUAUCAUCCAAACCUAGUGAAGCUGUUGGGGUACUGCUUGGAAGGUGAUGACUUGCUUCUAGUGUAUGAGUAUAUGCAGAAAGGGAGCUUAGAGAAUCAUCUCUUCAGAAAGGGAUCUGUUGUUCAGCCGCUCUCAUGGGAGAUAAGGCUUAAGAUCGCAAUAGGAGCAGCUAAAGGCUUAGCGUUUCUGCAUGCUUCAGAGAAGCAAGUAAUCUAUAGAGACUUUAAAGCUUCAAACAUUCUACUUGAUGGUUCUUAUAACGCAAAGCUAUCAGAUUUUGGAUUGGCCAAGUUAGGUCCUUCCGAGAGUCAAUCUCACAUCACAACACGAGUUAUGGGUACACAAGGUUACGCAGCUCCAGAGUACGUUGCCACAGGUCACUUGUAUGUAAAGAGUGAUAACUACGGGUUUGGUGUUGUUUUGGCUGAGAUCUUGACUGGUUUACGUGCCCUUGAUCCUCUCCGUCCUACAGGGCAACACAACCUAACUGACUGGAUCAAACCUCACCUAUCUGAAAGAAGAAAGCUGAGGAGGAUAAUGGAUCCUCGUCUAGAAGGGAAGUACCCUUUCAAAUCAGCUUUCCGAGUAGCUCAGCUGGCUCUGAAAUGUCUUGAAACGGAACAAAAGAACCGUCCAUCGAUGAAAGAAGUGGUGGAAUCUCUCGAACUUAUAUUACUAGCUGCCAAUGAGAAACCCUUGGAGCGAAGGACCAAUAGAGCUUCCCCAAAAAACUUGAGAACAUUCGAAUGGGCUGUCCGGAGAGGCUUUAGCCACAUUACUCUUGCAUUAUUGACAUGUUUAGUCACAACGAUGGAACUAAUCAAGAAUCUUCCAGAAGAAGUAUAA